Diutina rugosa is the source of this 495-nucleotide messenger RNA. RefSeq names its product chaperone. Gene Ontology annotation, cellular component: EMC complex. The coding region runs from base 1 to 495 and encodes 164 amino acids. The record is from RefSeq and is a predicted model, not a curated record. Lineage: Eukaryota; Fungi; Ascomycota; Pichiomycetes; Serinales; Debaryomycetaceae. The transcript has a single exon. Gene Ontology annotation, biological process: protein folding in endoplasmic reticulum.
AUGGUAGACAGUCUAACAUUGUCCACGGUUGAACGCAAGCAAUUCAAAAGCGAUGUUUCGCCGUUGGGAUUUUUGGGAACUUCCAAAAAGAUGACACCGAAAAAGCCCCUAAGCGAGACUGAUCUUAAUUCGCUCAAAGCAAAGAAGGCUUGGGAAGUGGCCAUGGGACCUGCCAAAUCGAUACCAAUGAAUUUGAUUAUGGGUUAUAUGACGGGUAACUCAUUGCAAAUCAUUCCUAUCUCGAUGACGUUUAUGAUGCUUUUGAAUCCACUCAAAGCGAUAUUCACGGAAACCAAUCGAGUGUUCAAGGGUUUGGAACCACAAGACCAAGGCACGCUGCUAAUGCUCAAGUUUGUUUUCAUUAUUUGUCAACUAGCCAGCAUGACGAUCGGUAUAUAUAAGUUGUUCAAGAUGGGGCUUAUCCCUCACUCGGAAGCCGAUUGGCUCUCCUGGUUGCACCCUGUUCAAUUUGAAGACCGAGUACAGGUGUUAUGA